AAUUGUUUCCCCUAAGCUGAAAUGGAAGAAUUUUUUGGAUUCUAAUCGAAAAUAUUUUUAUUCUCAGAUGACCUGGGCUAAAGCAAAGGAGUUCUGCGAGACGUACGGCAUGCACCUGGCCUCCCCGAAGACCAUUGAAGAGAUCAAAGGCGUGCGCUCGUUAGCACUGCGUAUGGGAACGAAAUACUACUACUGGUGGGUGUCGCCGUCGAAUGUCGGGCAAUCAUCGCCCGGUGACUUCAGGUGGCACGACAUGACCAAGCUUCCCAUCGACAGUCCGUUGUGGUCCAACUCUCAGCCCAACGAUUAUUUUGGCACCGCAGAAAGUACGUGCGGCUACUUCCACAGUGAUGCAGAUCUACAACCUUUCCUGGAAAGAUUGCUCGACGGCCCUUGCACUAAAUCUAAUAACUUUGUGUGCGAAGUGCCUGCCAAAUGCCUAUACUUGAAUAUUUGACCCUCA
Messenger RNA from Cloeon dipterum, 463 nucleotides. RefSeq names its product lectin-like. Lineage: Eukaryota; Metazoa; Arthropoda; Insecta; Ephemeroptera; Baetidae. The record is from RefSeq and is a predicted model, not a curated record. The transcript has 2 exons. Bases 68 to 457 code for a protein of 129 amino acids.